Molecule: messenger RNA, 1810 nt
Organism: Gastrolobium bilobum
Lineage: Eukaryota; Viridiplantae; Streptophyta; Magnoliopsida; Fabales; Fabaceae
Product: polypyrimidine tract-binding protein homolog 1-like
Exons: 10
Coding region: 54-1517 (487 amino acids)
Biological process (GO): regulation of RNA splicing
Cellular component (GO): nucleus
Molecular function (GO): mRNA binding
Source: RefSeq, a predicted model, not a curated record
UUAGCUGCAUCGGAACUCAAUCGAAUCCGUGCAAACAAAUAAACGUAAAAAAAAUGUCUUCUAGCUCAAGUAACCAGCAGUUCCGUUACACUCAAACGCCGUCGAAGGUGCUCCACCUCCGCAACCUUCCAUGGGAAUGCACUGAUGACGAGCUUAUUGAACUGUGUAGCCCAUUCGGUAAGAUCCUCAACACCAAAUGCAAUGUUGGCGCCAAUCGGAACCAGGCCUUUGUUGAAUUCGUGGAUCUUAACCAUGCAAUUUCAAUGGUUUCAUAUUAUGCUUCAUCUUCAGAGCCUGCUCAGAUUCGUGGCAAAACUGUUUACAUUCAAUAUUCUAAUAGACAUGAAAUUGUCAACAACAAAAUCCCUGGAGAUGUCCCGGGAAAUGUCUUGCUGGUAACCAUCGAAGGCGUGGAAGCUGGAGAUGUGAGCAUAGAUGUUAUCCACUUGGUGUUUUCUGCAUUUGGAUUUGUACACAAAAUUGCUACAUUUGAAAAAACUGCAGGUUUCCAGGCUCUGAUUCAGUUCACUGAUGCUGAGACUGCUUCUUCGGCUAGGAGUUCACUGGACGGAAGAAGCAUACCCAGAUACUUGCUGCCAGAGCAUGUUGGUUCUUGUUACUUGCGUAUUUCAUACUCAGCACAUAGAGAUCUAAAUAUCAAAUACCAAUCUAAUCGCAGCAGGGACUACACAAAUCCCAUGCUUCCUGUUAGUCAUACUGCUAUUGAUGGGGCAUUUCAGCCUGCAAUAGGUCCUGAUGGGAUAAAGAAAGAACCUGAGAAUAAUGUGCUCUUGGCUUCAAUUGAAAAUAUGCAAUAUGCUGUCACUGUAGAUGUUCUUUAUACGGUGUUCUCUGCUUUUGGUACAGUGCAGAAAAUUGCUAUAUUUGAAAAGAACGGUCAAACUCAGGCACUAAUUCAAUACCCUGAUGUCACAACAGCAGCAGUUGCGAAAGAAGCUUUAGAGGGCCAUUGCAUAUAUGAUGGUGGCUAUUGUAAGCUUCAUCUAACAUACUCUCGUCAUACCGAUCUCAGUGUAAAGGCUUUCAGCGACAGAAGUAGAGACUAUACAGUGCCGCAUCAUAGUGUGCUUGCAGCACAAGUUCCUGCAACAGCUUGGCUGAAUCCUCAGGGUGCUCCUAUGUAUCCAAGUGCCUCUGCAUUACAAGCUCAAGUACCCGGAGGACAAGUGCCAUCAUGGGAUCCAACCCAGCACGCAGUUAGACCAAGUUAUAAUUCUGCACCUAAUACUUUUCCUGCUCAAACUCAUGCAGUUCCUCCAAUUCCUUCAUAUGCUCCAGCAGCAAUACCCGCCGCUGCCACAGCCUCACCUCUUGCUCAAAACAAUUCUAUAGUUCAUAAUGCAAGUUCCAUGGGUAUCACUCAGCCUGGUGUUCCAAUGAAUGUAAAUUUACAACUCAGUGGGGCUUCACCUCCUGUUCCUGGUUCCUCUCCUCUUAUGCAAGCCAGCCCAAUUGCUGGUGCUUCACCUCCUGGUCUUCAACCUUACUAUGGUUAGUAAGUUAUCUUUGAGCUGAAUAAAAAUCCCUUGUACUCUGAUAGAUUUGUAUUCCCCCAUUUGAAGUUUUGUAGUGGGAUCUUAAAGAAUUGUGUCACUUUCAAUUUCAAUUUCAAUUUCAAUUUUAAUGGCUUUCCUUCUAUUACCUACUCUUUCCGAGUAUUAUCCUUACUAUGGUUAGUAAGUGAUCUUUGAGCUGAAUAAAAAUCCCUUGUACUCUGAUAGAUUUGUAUUCCCCCAUUUUAAGUUUUGUAGUGGGAUCUUAAAGAAUUGUGUCAAUUUCAAUUUCAAAU